AUGGCAUCGCACACAGAGACAGAACAUGGUGAAACCACUUUAGAGGCUUCCGGCCAAGUCACUCCUUCCACCGAUCUCGAAAAAGGAGCAAGUGACCUUGAGCAUGCACUCCCCGAGGAAGAGACGCGGCCGGGAGCAAAGGCUGGGCUGUCACUGAGACAGUUCUGGAUUGUUAUGUUCGGAUUGAAUGUGGGAAUGCUUUUGACCGCGUUGGAUUUCAAUAUUGUCGCCACAGCUGUUCCCAUUAUCUCGUCGGAAUUCAAUGCCUACAGCAAUUCCUCCUGGCUGGGCACUGGAUUUCUCGUUACAUUUGCCCUUGUUUUGCCUAUCUAUGGUAAGCUUGGUGACAUUUUUGGGCGGCGGAACUUGUUCAUUGUGGGAACCCUCAUUUUCAUUCUUGGAAGCGGCCUCUGCGGCGGUGCAAAGAGCAUGAACAUGUUGAUCUGGUCCCGUGUGGUCCAGGGCAUUGGGGGUGGUGGCAUCUACGGUCUGGUUAAUAUCAUUGUCACAGACCUUGUUCCCCUUCGUGAUGUCGGAAAGUACAUCUCGUUCACAGGACUGGUCUGGGCUAUUGCCGAUGUUGCUGGUCCACUUCUGGGCGGCGCCUUUAGUCAAUACGUCACCUGGCGCUGGUGCUUUUACAUUAACCUGUGCAUCUCCCCGAUCAGUCUCAUUAUUACUGUUAUCUUUCUCCGCAUUCCGACCCCCAAAAUCGACAAGGAGCGUAUUAAAAACUUCGACGUCAUUGGAAGUAUCACCCUCAUCGGUGGUACUACCUGUCUCCUUCUAGGCAUUUCCUGGGGUGGGAACAACUUCCCAUGGAACGACUCUCGUGUUAUCGGCUGUUUCGUUGGUGGAAUUGUAUUGCUCGUGAUCUUCGUGGUCUGGGAGCACUGGGCUAAGGAUCCUUUUAUGCCACCCGUGUUUCUCCGGAGCCGCGCUAUCGUCGCUAUCUUCUUCGCCGAGUUCUUUUACGGUGCCAACUUACUAGGAAUGAUGUACUACGUGCCGCAGUUCUUCCAACUGGUCUACGGCGACUCCGCCACAAUUUCAGGUGUCGCUCUAUUGCCGAUGAUGCUGGGUCUGGCGAUUGGUAACCCUGUCGCCGGUUGGGCUACCAGCAAGUACGGCCUCAGUCUGGCCAACGCAUGGGUUGGCGCAGCACUGACCGUAUUAAGCAGCGGCCUGAUCACGCGCUGGGCAGCGGGAACAAGCCGCGCAGAAGCGAUCGUGGAGCUAAUCAUCCUUGGUAUUGGGCAGGGUGCCGUUAUGGAAGCUCUGCUGGUCGGGGCGCAGUUUUCAGUCGAGCCCAUGCACAUCGGCAUCAUCACGGGGUUGGUUAUCUUCGUCCAGACUGUUGGUGAUAUCUUCGGUAUCGCCAUAUACGCCGCAGUCUACCAGAACGUGCUGCGAGCCAAGCUGCACCACCUGGCCUUGAAUGUUGAGCAGAUUGGAACCAUCCUUUCGGAUAUCCAGAAGGUAAAGACGCAGUUCAAUGGUGAGAUGUACCAGUCAAUCAUCGAGGUUUAUGCGGAGAGCUUGCAGAAUGGUUGGUGGUGGCUGUUUGCCUGUGCGGUAUGUUUGUUGAUCAGUUCGGCCUGUGCGAAGCAGCGGAAACAAUAG
Penicillium hordei is the source of this 1623-nucleotide messenger RNA. Its product is annotated as MDR family MFS transporter. Bases 1 to 1623 code for a protein of 540 amino acids. Gene Ontology annotation, molecular function: transmembrane transporter activity. Lineage: Eukaryota; Fungi; Ascomycota; Eurotiomycetes; Eurotiales; Aspergillaceae. The transcript has 4 exons. Gene Ontology annotation, biological process: transmembrane transport. The record is from RefSeq and is a predicted model, not a curated record.